AUGCUCGACGUCGACGAUCCGACGCGCGUCGAGAUGCGCGAAGAAGAUUUCAAGUGCGCCGAACGCGUCGCGGCGACGAUCGAGGAGCCGAAGCGACACCUGAUGCGAAGGCUCGCGCGCGCGUUCGGCGGCGACGCGAUGGACGCCGCGCUGCGAGAGACGCUUCGAAUCGAACGCGAGGGCGGGUCGAAGUACGAGGCGGGCGCGACCGGGAGCGGGAUUUGGCGACGACGCACCAAGGCGGGGUGCUUUUUGUGGGUGUUCAAGCGCGCGCACGGCGGGGCGAAACUCGAGGCGGCGCUGCGAGAGAGCAAAGCCGUCGACAAGGCGCUGCGCGCGAGACGGCGAGGCGAAUUCGGCCGACGGGGGGGCGCGCGCGGGCGCGGGCGCGGGCGCGGGUGA
Molecule: messenger RNA, 402 nt
Organism: Ostreococcus lucimarinus CCE9901
Lineage: Eukaryota; Viridiplantae; Chlorophyta; Mamiellophyceae; Mamiellales; Bathycoccaceae
Exons: 1
Coding region: 1-402 (133 amino acids)
Source: RefSeq, a predicted model, not a curated record